Aspergillus affinis is the source of this 588-nucleotide messenger RNA. RefSeq lists its product as uncharacterized. The record is from RefSeq and is a predicted model, not a curated record. The transcript has a single exon. The coding region runs from base 1 to 588 and encodes 195 amino acids. Lineage: Eukaryota; Fungi; Ascomycota; Eurotiomycetes; Eurotiales; Aspergillaceae.
AUGUCCAGGUCUUCUGAGACCUCCUUCUCCGGCCCUGCCGCCAAGAUGAUGCGUCAAUCCUCUCGCCCCAACUCUCGCCUUCCUCCUCUCGCGCAUCGCUCCUCUUCGCCUCUAUCAUGCCGCAUGGUCAUUCUAUCCCGUGAUAAACUCCAACAUGAAACCUCCGCCCGCAGCCCCGAUCUCCGACGCUGCUUGGCCCACGAUCGAGUGCUCCGUCGAUCCGUCGAGAUCGCCCAAAAAGACAUGAAGAAGGCGAUUGCGGCGCUGCACAUCGACGAUAGUGACAGUGAGGAGGAGUUCGAUCCUGGCGCCGAAACUGCCCCUGUGACGAUCAUCCGCGACCAGAUUGCCAAUGCCGUGAAGUCGAUGGUUCGACGACGAUCGCCCGAGCGUGCCUCUGAGAAAAGUCGCUCGAAACCCGAGCUGGCUCGUGUAUCGUCCAACAGCAGCAGCAAAUCGUCCAGCUCGACUACCACACUCAGCAAAGUCCCUUCGUUCUCUUCCGUAUCGCGCAGGUAUGCUGUGCGGCUGGGACUCGGUCGUCGAUUGUGUUCGCCUUCGCCUGCGAUACAGCCAAUGGUAGGCUGA